UUGGAAUCGCCCGGUGAUUGAUAAACACUGACAUUUCAUUUACAACGGUAGUACGAGAAAAGUAUUAGUGUUUGUGUCGAAAGAAACUUAUUUCUAACAUAUUACCAAUAGAGCAGAGGUGAAUGAUACAGUGUUCCCAAAAUAUGGAGGAUUUUGAGUGUGUUUUUGUGUUUAAUUCGUGUUUUUAAGUGUUUCUUCUAAUGCUGACUGGGGUUGUAUUUUGGCAAGUCGCCAGUGUUGGAGGAUCGUCAGUGUCGUGUCUGUGGGACCCGGGCGCUGGUCUAAAUGUUUAAUGACGACCCAGGGAGUCGACAUGCUGAGGUACCUCACACAGAAAUUCAGAUCUCAGUCUCUAAACGAAAUCCAGCCUUUUCAAAAUAAGGGUGACGAGAACCACGAUUCGGGAACGGAGUCGGACGAGGACAUUCAAGAAUUGGACGAUGUAGACGACGCUAUUCCCAUUUGUUCCCACCAUUUUUGCUGCUCAUGCAACCAAACAUCCAUGUCAAGAACAACACACGAAAUCAGCGAACAUAGUCUGGACAGCAUUAGCUGUUCUUCGGACUACGAGCGACAGAGCCUCGACUUUGAGCGACACAGCUCGGAAGAGGAACUCUCAACCAUACACAAAGAACUCGCUUCUGAAAAACGGAAGUGGUCUCAGGUGCAUUCCGUUAGUUGCGACAGUACGGGAAGUGUUGAUGAAGAGGUCAAAGAGUUGAUGUUGGAACCUCAGCCGGUUAUGUUUAGUUCUUCGCCUCCAAAAAACGAUUCUGAAUGUAGUGUUUCGUUUGACCAUAAUAAUGAACAUGCGUGUGAUGAAACAAUACAGUUAAUUGUUGGACCAGAGUCUCAAACUUCUAAUUACCCAUGUGACAUAGUUUUAACAAAGGAAAACAAAGUGUACAAAACUUUUACACCUCACUCUAGGCUGUCUUUUCCAAAGGGUCCAGUCCCAGCAUUAAUUUCACCCAGAAAGCGACAUCGUAAGAUUUCAGUCUCAGAAAGCGGGAACGAAUACCAGUCAUCUGCUAUGAGACGACCGAGUCUCGACUUCGAGAAAAUGCAGAAAAAUGCGGUGAAAAAACAAUGUGUACACAGUGUUGGCAAAGCAAAAGUCGUAAAAAUCAAGACUGUUAGUGGAAGUAACGCUGUGACUUCUAAAUGUUUGUCGGACCCUGCAAUUUUCUCCUUCCGGUCCAUUAGCAGUGUCCGGUUUGGUCAGCUCACACCCGUAGAACAGCCACCGUGUGCAUACUAGUGACCAUGGGAACUCGCACAUGAAACGGCAUACCAUGGUUUGUUGGACGGAGAAAAUGACGAACCCGUGUGUGGUAAAGCCGGGACACGAACGUGUGAUAGCAUUGCACUACGAGAAUUGCUUUAAUUUUCUCAGGCAAAACUAUAUUUCUCAGGACAAGUUGGCAAGAGCAACGCUAAUGGGGGGCAGAGUGUAGCGGUAUGAAAGAGUUCGGAAAAGAAUGAAAGGUGCAACACUACGCAAUGAAGAAAACGAGGCGCUGUGUUCAAGACUGCUCGUUUCAUGUUUUGUUAUUUAGAAGAAAUUUUCUAACUAAAGUGACAACAAAAAUGGCAGACCAUCAUUAUAAAUGAUAUUCUUUACACGCUGUACGUUUCAUGGAGUUUAAACAUGUCAUGUUGCAUUUAUUUUCAUAUUGUCUAUAUUUGGUCAUGGAAAAUAUACGCACAGAAAUUUAGAACAUUUACACUGGCGAAUGUGUGUAGUAACGUAGUCCUUCCCACAUUUCUACCUCCGAUAUUAGAGAUUAGAUCAUGUCUUUCGACUGUUGUGUAAUCACUUGGUCACAUUUAUGUGUUGUUCUAAAUAUUUAUAUAUACUUUCUAAAGUUUUAUUCCAUUGUCAUGGUGUCAUUUUUUUAAAAAGUUUUUUUUUUCAGAUGGGUGCAAAUACAAAAAAAAGUUUUCGUGUUGUAAUUUUUGUAUUUACAUCCACUGAGUAAAUGUGAAAACUUACAGUCUAAUACGACAAAUGUCCAUUAUAUGUUUAAUGUAUAACGUGACGAGAUGGCGUCGUUUUAAUUUAUGAACGGCAUGCCCCCGAAAGAUAUAAACUCCCAUGUGUUUUAAAAACUUAGGGAUAAUACACUUUCAUCAAUAAUGCAAUGCAUAUUACGGUCACAGGGCGUCCUGUCAGAGACGUGCGUGUAAAUUACAGGUUUCUGGCCAUGAAUUGAUGAUUUGACUGAAACGGACGGAUUAAUUUGUUCCUUUUAUAGAUACGAUAACUUUAAACAUUGUUUGACAUACAUAGUACAUUUACAUUAGCAUCUCCAUAUUAGUUUGUGCAAUAUUAGAUCUUUUUCAAUUGAAUCAAUAUUUUUUUUAUUACGCAGGAGUUGAGAUCGCUGGUCGAUCACUUAUUAACAUAGUAAGUUUCACGUUUCUUUUGAAAUGACAUACAGAAGUGACAUACGCACAACGCGCACGUGUUAAAGAUGGAGUGGCAAAAUAUUUCAUUUUCGACGAUAUUUUUAGGAAGCCGUUGUCAAAUGUGUUAAAUACGUUAAUUUUGAUGUUGUCAAAUUAUACAUAUAGAUGGGUCGGUGGAUCGCAAUCGACAUUUAUCAUCAUGAUCCGACGCAGCUCUUCACCCGCAGCAGGAAACGAAAUGUGUCAUUGUAUAUACCCGAAAUAAUUGAAAGAAUACCUUACAAUUAUAUACGUCAUCUUAAUCUUCAGCAUUAUUCUCUGUUAACUAGAAUAACGUAGAAAUAUUGUGAUCAAACGACUGUCGGCGACCUGUAAAAAAAAUCUCUCUUUUGCAUAUCAAAGGAAUGAUUAGAGCCAGCGACAAGCUUACGCGUCAUUAAAUCCAGGGAAUAAAGCGGGAACCGGCAAUCAAUAACAAUUUUAUGUUUAAUAUACAUGAAUUAAAGUCCAUCAAAUACAGGUAUGACAAGCUUUGAAAAAUCAGAUAUCAAAAAUAAUAUCCCCACCAACCGCACCACGGGGGUGUCAGACGCGGAGGAACAAUGCACGGGUAAUUACAUUUAACCUUGACCUUAAUUGGCGGUUCUGGUUUCAAACAUAUUAAGAAAUGAGGUGAAUGAAGUAAAGUAAAAACAUAAGAAUUAUUUUGAAGUAUGUUUUCCUGUUAUGUGUCAGUUGAUGUUUAAUGUGUACGAUUCAAUUACUAUUGUAUAAGUGCAUUCUCAUGAUCAACAUUUACAUUUGGAUCCAGCAUGUCUACCUGUUGAACUAUAGGCACGUGACAGUGCCCCUCCCCUAUUUUGACAACGUAUCCCCCCCCCCCCCCCGUUAAAAUUACAUGCAAAGUUGAAUUCAUUGGCUGAUUUCUUCUUCUUUUUUUCUGAAGAAUUUUCAGACAAAUGUAACGUCUCUGGUCCCCCCCCUUUAAAAAACAAAUGUUACGUGUCCGCGAACUAUUCGUAAGUAAUAUAUACAUGUACAAGCACACAAGGGCUACGCAUGUAUCGUCGCCGGAAGUCUACUUACUAUAAUGUAUUAGGAAAUACGACAUUUGGUGACAAAAAAGGUCAUAGUCCCCGUGUUUAUGAACGAUGUUUUUAUCUGCAAGAUGACUGAAUUCAUAAUAAACUUCAAAAGAAAAA
Messenger RNA from Ostrea edulis (European flat oyster), 3614 nucleotides. RefSeq lists its product as uncharacterized. The transcript has 5 exons. NCBI's taxonomy places the organism in Eukaryota, Metazoa, Mollusca, Bivalvia, Ostreida, Ostreidae. Bases 293 to 1261 code for a protein of 322 amino acids. The record is from RefSeq and is a predicted model, not a curated record.